GCGAUCAAGGAUCCAACUGGCCCAACAGCGACGAGAAGAGCUCAAGGAAGACACCCAACAGAGCCAACAGACUCCCUGUCCAUCUACAUGAGCCUUGCCGACCACUUGGCAGCCCAUUGUCUCUUGUUAGAGACACCCAUCAGUCGGUCGGUCUGGUUCCAUCAGGGGUGGAUUGAUGGCCCCCUCCAGAAUUGAUGGAUUUCGAAACCGUUUCAAAAUAUUUGGCUCCUGUCUUGUCUCGUCACGCCCGAAAAAUGAAAAAAUGUCGACCAUGAUGAGGCUCACUUUUUUACUUCACUGGAUUUCGUAAACGGAAUUUAUUGAAGUGCUCCCAUCUGGACAAGACUAUUGCUACUACUGCUUUUGGUUACGUUAAGAUGAUGGUGUUCUUUGGUCCAUCCGGGAUCUCUGAAUGCGGUGACAAUGACGGAACGACGGCUGGCAUGGAUGUUAUGGCUAGUACGAAGUUCGGGGCGACUGCAGCGGCGACUGCAGCGUCAAUUGCGACUCGGGGUGUCAUGGUCGUUGGUGGACAAAUUAGUGCCACCAAAACUCAAAAUGAUGCCAAUGAUGAUGGAACGGUGAAUGCUGUGGAGGAAACAACAACGGUUUGCGUGCGGGGUGAAGAGAACGCUGGACAAGACUUUACUGUCGAGUCCAAAAUCACCACGGAAGAGGCCGGAGGAGACAAGAAGAAGAAGAAGAGUGUCUCCUUUGGGUCGGUCCAUGUCGUGGAGUAUGUGGAGAGCCAAGGCGAACGGUUCUCCAAGGUGGAAGCCACUCGGAGUGUCGAUGAAUUGGAGGAAGAGAAUGAAUUCGACUUGGCCGACGACAUCAAGGCUGCGAGCUUCAAGAGAGAUGUGUACGAGGACAUCAAGAAGGAGCACACACGACAACACGCUUUGCAGUACUACGAUCACUGCAAGGCCAAUGCAACGGCACCCACACGAAACCAGCGAGUGCAAGAUGUGGCAGCGCUCCUGGACGUGUACGGUGAAGAACAAGUGGCUCGAUGGUUGACGACAGAUGAGAGCUUGUUGGAGGAUGCCUUUAUUUUUCUCGAGAUGGCCGAUGCCAUUGUCAAGCAUGGAAAGUACAAGGUGAUGGAUGAACUCGUGGUGGACGAAACGCGCAACACACGACGAUUUGUAGAACUUUUGGAGAUCUACAAUGGCGCCGUCGAGUAUAUCGAUGCCUUUGCCAAGAUGGAGUUUGUAAAUGCCAUUGAGGAGCAUGGACAGGACUACGUGUUGGAGGAACUCGUGGUGGACGCAAAGGAUCUGCAGUUGUUUGAUGAUGCUGUCGAGUAUCUCAAGGCGCGCGGCGAGACUGAAGAAGAGGCGCCAAUGGAGGAAAUGACUCGGCCCGAUCAGCUCGAGACAAUUUGGGAAGUGGAGGAAGACGACAAUAUGCAUGUUGACGACGAUGCGGUGGAAGACGAUGCAGUCGGACAAGAGCAUGCACUUGUUGUCAAGGAAGAACCGAUGCCAUGCGAUGGUAUUCUGGUGGAUGUGGAGGAAAGCGACAAUGACUGGUGGGUGCACGACGCAAACGAAAGGCGACUGGGUCGCAAGGCCACACGAUGGAAGCUGAGUACAAUGGUGGAAGACGAUGGAAAAGAGCAUGCACUUGUCGCGGAGGAAGAACCGAUGCCAUGCGAUGGUUUUGGUGUGGAUGUGGAUGAAGGCGACAAUCACUGGUGGGUGCACGACGAAAACCAAAGGCGACUCGGUCGCAAGGCCACACGAUGGAAGGAUGCGGAAGAAGGCGACAAUCACUGGUGGGUGCAGGUUGCAAACCAAAGGCGACUCGGUCGCAAGGCCACACGAUGGAAGGAAGACGACAGUCACUGGCCCCCCGUCGCUCGUGGAGGGGGGUGA
Messenger RNA from Seminavis robusta, 1880 nucleotides. NCBI's taxonomy places the organism in Eukaryota, Bacillariophyta, Bacillariophyceae, Naviculales, Naviculaceae. The record is from the annotation of a GenBank genome assembly.